UCCCACAAUUCAGUGCGAAAACGACGCGUGGACGGCCAUAUUAGAACAGGAGAGGUCGAGGAGAAACACAGAUAGUUGAUCAUGGCAUACAGGGGUGGUAUUCCUAAUGAUAGCAGAAUUUACGUUGGAAACCUGCCACCAGAUAUCAGAACACGUGAUAUCGAAGAUUUGUUUUAUAAAUAUGGUAAAAUCGUUUUCAUCGACCUGAAAAACAGACGAGGUCCUCCUUUUGCGUUCGUCGAGUUCGACGAUCCCAGAGAUGCAGAAGAUGCUGUACAGCAAAGAGAUGGGUAUAACUAUGACGGCUACACACUGAGGGUGGAAUUUCCUAGAGGCACAGGACCAGGACAGAGCAGGGGUGGAAUUGGCCCUGGGGGUGGCGGCGGUGGUGGAGGUCGUGGUGAUGGUGGCGGAGGAAGGAGGCGAGGUGGACCUCCAUCAAGGAGAUCAGAAUACAGAGUUCUAGUGUCUGGUUUGCCUCCUACUGGUAGCUGGCAGGACUUGAAGGACCACAUGAGAGAGGCUGGUGAUGUAUGCUAUGCUGAUGUCUUCAAAGAUGGCACAGGGGUAGUUGAGUUUCUCCGUAAGGAAGACAUGAAAUAUGCUGUAAGAAAACUAGAUGACUCAAAGUUCCGCUCCCAUGAGGGUGAAGCAAGCUACAUCCGUGUGAAGCAGGAUUCCCGUGGAAAGUCUCGUAGUCGAAGCCCAAGCUUCUCACCACGAAGACAAUCCCGGGGCAGCCCCCGCUACUCCCCAAUGCGAUCCAGAUCAAGUUCGUAUUCCCGUGGACGGUCGAGGUCACGCUCCCCAUACUGAGCUAUGGCUUCUCAUUAACCCAUUCACAAUGAUAAAACUGUUGACAUAGCCACACAAUGAUGUAUCAUUUCAUCCAAUUUAUGUUUGUAUGUAUAGCAUCAUCAGCAUUUUUGCCCUCCAAAUUAGCCCCCAAAAAUUGAUCAGAACCUUGAUGUAAUGCCAAACUCAUUUUAAAUGUCCAAUUCUUGAUAUUUUUAUCUCUCCUUCUCCAGAUGCUGAAUAGGAACUAGGAGGCUAACAAACAAAAAUGCUGUAGUCAUGUGAACGAUGGCCUAGGGGAGACAACUCGAGCCUCUCCUAGUGACAGCAGCUAGAGUUAUGAACUUUGGAUAGGACUCAUGGAGAAAAUAGGCAUGGUAUGCUUUUAUGACUGCUAAUGACCAUGCUCUGGUUUACUUUGAGCUACUAUAACUGCUUUACCGCCACCAACUGUGUUUUGUGCAUGAAUAUUUUAUAUCUUUUUAGCUAUUUCUCAAGCAUGGUGAUGGUCCACUCAUGUUCUAGUUCUCUUGAGAAAAAGGUCUAAACAUUGUUUGGUUUGAAAUUGACACUGAAGCACAUCACAAGUUUGUAAGGUGAAACAUUUUGAAGCAAUCAUGGCCUACCCAAAUUUAUCCUGAAUUGAAUUAUGUUGGAAUGACUUAAGGCUGCAGCAUAAUUUUCUACUCAGCUAAUGUACAAGCUCUGGGGCUAUUGCCAAAUUGCUUUGCCCAGAGAGACUUUUAACUGAUUAUGUGUUGUGAAAAGUAAUUUCAUGAACUGUUUUUUUCCUGUGCUAAUAUGUGUUGUCCUUUUCCUUUUGUUCAGUUGGAAACAUAAUGCAUUGACUACGUUGGAGAGAGUAGGAUCCGCGGAUCAAAGGGAAGGAUUAGCAUUUCAUUAGGAGAGGAAACAGGAUACAUAGAAAUGGCUCUUUAGGAUCCUCCCCACGGCUCAUUAGGAUAUCAGGAUAUCAAAAUCUGGAUAUCUGUAGGAAUUCGCUUUGGAACAUAGGAUUUUCCCUCAGUUUGGGAAAAUAAUCCGGAUUUUGAAUAACACGGUCAAGGAAAUAGAACUAAAAAUUGGCAUCCAUCUUUCAGGACAUUUGAAUCAUGGUUUAGACAGGAUUUUAAGCCUCUGGAAUCUUGCCUGAAAAUCUGAUUUUGAAAGUAUCAAAUUACAUGAAAUCAGGAUUUCCAUUAUCUAGGUCAUAUUUGGGAAUCUUGAUUUCAAGUAUUCUGGAAUCAAAGAAUAGGAGGAUACUCUGUGGAUAACUCAAGGGACCCAUGAGGAAUUCACUGUGGAUUUCAGGAGGAAAACGGAAACCCACAGUAAAAAUUUGAGGCCCAUGUCCAUCGUAGGAUUCUAAACGAUAUCCUUUUAACAGAUAUCCUGUUUUCAUCAUAGUUUUAAGAGGAUCUGGAUAAGAUGAAGGCUCUGAAAUCUCACUGGAUUUCAUUACCAUCCUUUCAUAGGAUAUUUUUGCCGUGGACUGGAUGGAUUUUGGAUAAAAUUUAAGGAAGGAUAGGAACAGACAGCAUGAGGAUUAUUAAUGAGAGGGAAGGAGACUGGGAGCAUAGGAACAUUAGAGGAAAGGACAGAGUUUGGAGACCGAAAUGUAAGGAUAGGAUCAGGAUUCGCGCAGAGGAUAUCGAACUAUAAUUCUUGGAACAUCUGCCAGGAGGAAAGCGGUAAGAUUAGUUCUAAUUAUGUACCUUUGUUCAUAUCAGAUAUGUGCUCUUUCACUGAUAUUUGUCACUGGGAGAGCAUGUCUGAAUUUAGCAAUGAUGCAUAACUGAACGAAACAGGAUUGAAUGAAGAUAUAAAUCACAGAAGAUUGGAGGAUCACAAUAAAAAUCGUUUGGAUGGAAUCUGGAAGCUAAAGGGAUGUUACACAACUCAAUUCAAUUAGGAUUAAGUUAACGGUAAGUUAGACAGGAACUGCCAGCGCGAGAGGAAAUUUGUUAAUCGUGGGAUAAUUCAAUGGGUAAGUUUUCCUGUUUACAAUGUUUGAGUCUAAUAUCCAAAAGCCAUUUCUUGACUCAUUUCAGUUGAUCAUCUUGUUUCCUUUCCCACUUCCCUAAACUUGGCACAUUACUCUCACUCAUCUUGAAUGUUGCUUUUCAGGACCAUAAUGUUCUUCAGUUUCUUAUCACAACAGUAUUUUUAAAGAUAAUUACACCCUGAUGAUGUUUUAUGUUUGUCUUGUUUGUAUUAAAUAAAGGAUGCAGAUUUCUUAAAAUC
This is a messenger RNA of Haliotis rubra (blacklip abalone), 3039 nucleotides long. Its product is annotated as serine/arginine-rich splicing factor 1A-like. Gene Ontology annotation, cellular component: cytoplasm; nucleus; ribonucleoprotein complex. The record is from RefSeq and is a predicted model, not a curated record. The transcript is spliced from 4 exons. Lineage: Eukaryota; Metazoa; Mollusca; Gastropoda; Lepetellida; Haliotidae. The coding region runs from base 82 to 816 and encodes 244 amino acids. Gene Ontology annotation, molecular function: mRNA binding.